Lasiosphaeria miniovina is the source of this 2585-nucleotide messenger RNA. RefSeq lists its product as uncharacterized. The transcript is spliced from 9 exons. The record is from RefSeq and is a predicted model, not a curated record. NCBI's taxonomy places the organism in Eukaryota, Fungi, Ascomycota, Sordariomycetes, Sordariales, Lasiosphaeriaceae. The coding region runs from base 344 to 2422 and encodes 692 amino acids.
CGCUUUUCGUUUCGACCCGGCGGGUGUGAUCAAGAUCUGCAACCGCCAGAGGUCGUCGUUGGGUAUCAGCUAUCCCAGGCUCGCUUGGAUUCCUGUGGUUCCGCGUCUAAUUAGGGCCUUUGCGGACACAAGCAGCAUCUUGCGCGGCCUUGCUGUUAUACCUCCCGUCGCCUGCAGUGGCACAUGAAGGGCUAACUAAUCUGCUCUCGUAUGUUUUCUACAGCUAGUCCCCGGACAAGACAAGUGCUGCCGUCUGGUCAUGCACUGGUGAAAGGCAUGGCCUUCCCCAUUACCUCACUGCUUCUGUUCUGUUCCUACAUCCUCCCGAACAGGAUCUGGCGCAAUGUUCUGUCUCGGCAUUGCGGUUGCCGUCUCGUUGACGCUGCUCGCACGUCUUACACAUGCUGCCACUUCUGUGACAAGCACCAUCCUCAUCUUCGCCCGCGAUGCCUCGUCUGCAAGCUCCGCCACUUCUGGUCUGGACGGCUACGGGAUUCCCUUCCAGGUCGUCCUCGUGCCACAGUCCGGCAUGACCCUCCCCGUGUUGAGUUCCUCAGCCACGCAAGGAAACUACGGUGGCAUCAUUGUUUUGAGCGAGGUUGCCUACUCGUACGCGACUGGUUGGGCUAGCGCCAUCACCGCAGCUCAAUGGGAGGAUCUCUAUACCUACCAGACCAGCUUCAGCAUACGCAUGGUUCGAUUGGACUCGUUUCCGGCCACUGAUCUUGGUGUCACUACCGCGGUUGGGAGCGAUGGCUGUUGCAAUACAGGGGCAGAGCAGCUUAUCAGCAUCACGGAUGCCUCGGCCUUCCCCACAGCCAAUAUCAAGACCGGCGCAGGCGUGAGCACACAAGGGAUCUGGCAUUACCCAGCCGCCAUCACAAACGACACCGUGGCUCAAGCGUUUGCCGAGUUCGCACCUGACUCUUCGGGGGCGGUCACGGCCACGACAACGGCGGCCAUCAUCAACAACUUCCAGGGUCGGCAGCAAAUGGUGUGGUUUUUAGGGUGGUCUACAGACUGGUCCCAGACGAGCAACUUCCUGCAGCACGCCUACAUCCACUGGAUAACCAGGGGCCUCUUCGCGGGAAAACGCAAAGCCUACCUAAAUACUCAGGUCGACGACAUGCACCUGGACACGGAAAUCUAUUCGCCACCAAACACUACUUUCCGCAUCAGGACCAGCGAUUUAGACAUACACCAAGCUUGGCAAGCUGAUAUCAAUUCACGGCUGCCGUCUGGGUCCAACUACAUCAUCGAGAUAGGUCACAACGGCAACGGUGCAAUUGAAGCCGCCACCAAUCUCGACUCCAGCGUGGGCGUGUGCACCCCGGACUACGCCGUCGAGUACAAUUACCCGCCUGACACGCCUUUGGAAUUCCAGAAACCAAUCGGCACUGGGACAGAUCUGUGGCCAGCUGAAUUUACCGAGUCGGGAUUCUCCUGGUCGCUAGCAUGCUCAAAGCUCGAUGAUAUUGCUACUUGGUUCAACAAUAACCUCGACGUUUUCUCAGCCGUCUCUCACACGUUCACCCACGAGGAGCUUAACAACGCGACGUACCGUGACGCAAAUCUCGAGGCCUCAUACAACAUCCAGUGGCUUAAACAGAUCGGCCUGUGGACCAGUGCCCGGUUUUCCCCAACUGGGCUGAUCCCACCAUCCAUCACCGGGCUGCACAACGGCGACGCCAUCAGAGCAUGGCUCGACAACGGGAUCGUGAAUGCCAUCGGCGACAACACAAGACCCGUACUGAGGAAUCCGUCGAGCCCCUUUUGGCCACUUCCCACCACCGUCGAGGCAAAUGGUGGUGUCGGGAUCAAUAUAAUUCCGCGCUGGGCGACUACAAUCUACUACAACUGUUACUCCCAAAGCUGCACGCUGCAGGAGUGGAUCAACACGUCUGGCGGCAGCGGCACCUUCACGACGCUGCUCGACGAUGCACGCGCGGUGAACACGCGGUACCUGCUGGGGCUGCACCCGGACCCGUUCAUGUUCCACCAAGCCAAUUUGCGCUCCGGCGACGUGGAUGACUUUACCGUGGGCUCCCAGUCCGGGAGCCUCUCCCUGCUCCAAAUCUGGGUGGAGACCAUUACCCAGGAGAUGGUCAGGCUAACCGACUGGCCGAUUACCUCCCUGAAGCUCGACGACAUUGCCGAGCUGUUUUUGAACCGCAUGACUCUCGAUGCGUGCGCUCCUAACCUCACUUACAACUACUCGGAUGACGGCACCGCGAUUGUCAGCGUCACAGUCACAGCGACAGGGAACUCAUGUGAUACCCUCGUGCCGGUCACUGUUCCCGGCACCGCUACUUCGUCGGGCCUAAGUACGGAGGAUAUCGUUGGCUCGGAGCCAGCUAUUUAUUGGGUCACACUCUCUGGGUCCCCGGUGACACUGAGUCUGUCUGCUGCGGUGCCUGUGUGAAAUUGGAUUGCAAGGAACAAAUUUCAGGGUAAAAGGUGUUAGUCCUGCGGUUUGAUGUCUCUUACAUUUCGGGGUUGCUCAAGGAAUUUCAAUAUUUAAUAGUACGAGAAUCUGGAUAUUAAUUAAGGGUCCGGACUCGGUUUCCUCUCAACAUCAAACAUAC